CCCACCUGGCGGCGCUCAGCAGCCCGCAGUUGUUGUUCCUCUGACUGUGACAGCUAGUUAGAGGCGGGCCGGCAGCAUACCAUGAAUAAACAGGCGGGUGAGAGGUCCCGCAGUUACCUGUAGUCUUUGGCUGGGCUUUGCUUUUGUGUAAACGGGUGAACCAUUUAUCGGAGGCUCUUUUUUUCGACAGCCCUCCGCUACAAUAGCUUAGCUUGCUAGCAGUCAUUAGCGACAUUAUUUCAUGCGUGUGAAUGGAAGAGCUCUUCCUCAUUGCUUUUACCAUAAAGGGGCAGUUCAGCUUUCAGAGGCUGACCCAGUGGAGGAUAAAUCCCCAGUGAGUUCCCGUAAAGGCUCACAAGCUGCUAUGGAGCCGUACCCGGCUGUGGGCUGUGUGAACAUCGGCAGUCUGACCAGCACCUUGCCGGUGAUCCCCUGUCAGAAGCUGACGGACCUGUACUACCUGAGCAGGGGGGGCUUCGGCACCGUGUUCAAGGCGCAGCACUCCGACUGGAGGACCACCGUGGCCAUCAAGUGCCUGAAACUCGACAAUCCCGUUGAAGAAAGACACAGGAACAGCCUGCUGAAGGAGGCCGAGGUGCUCCACAAAGCCAGGUUCAACUACAUCAUCCAGAUCUUUGGCAUCUGCAACGAGCCCGAGUUCUUCUGCAUCAUCACCGAGUUCAUGAGCAAUGGCUCCCUGGACCAGUUGCUCCACGAGAAGGACACGUACCCCGUGCUGGCCUGGCCCUUGCGGCUGAGGAUCCUGUAUGAGAUUGCGCUGGGGGUUAACUUCCUGCACAACAUGAACCCACCACUCCUACAUCACGACCUAAAGACGCAGAACAUACUGAUGGAUGGGGAGUUUCAUGUAAAGAUUGCAGACUUUGGUCUUUCAAAGUGGCGCCAGCUGUCCGUCAGCAGAGGCUCGGGGUCCAAGCCCACAGAGAUGGUUGGCACGGUGAUCUACAUGCCCCCCGAGAAGUACGAGCCCUCCAAGAGCCGCCGGGCCGACGUCAAGCACGACGUGUACAGCUAUGCCAUCAUCAUGUGGGAAGUGCUGUCCAGGCAGAUUCCAUUCGAAGAGGUGACCAACGUCAUGCAGAUCAUGUUUAGUGUGCUGCGUGGGAUGCGUCCUGACACGGGGGAGGAGAGCCUGCCCCCCGACAUCCCCAACAGAGAGACCCUCAUCACUCUGAUGACCUGCGGCUGGACCACCAACCCCGACGAAAGACCUUCCUUCCUCAAGUGUUUGAUCGAGCUGGAGCCCAUGGUGAGGACGUUUGACGAAAUCGACUUCCUGGAGGCCGUGUUGGAGAUCAAGAGGUCAAAGCUGCGGUGGGGGUCCGCCUGCUGCUCAGCACAGCCGGUGAGUGAGAAGAGGAGUGAGGAGGGGUCCCUCAGCAUGCUGAAGGACAGAAGCAGCCCCUGGCCGGAGAGCUCCACCCCCACCUCCUGCUCUGGCUCCUCCCAGGACACAGACAUAUCGGUCCCUGGGGCCCUCAGCAGCAGCAAUAUGGCAUUUUCUAAAGAUGGGGAGGGGCUCCCGUCGUCUUUUAUACCAAAUACUCUGGAGGCCCCUGCGUCUCUGAGGGACCAAGACAACAAUCUGAACAGCUACCAGAGUGCAAAGCCCAUGAACGACUUGAACAUACCCGUCAAACUAGGCACGCCUGCCACUUGCUGUGAGACCCAGCUGGAAAACCUCACCAUCAAGCCUCAGCUUCAGCAACAGGUUGCAGCUGAUUACUCCCCCCCGCUGCGUCACUCCCCCCCCCUACAAGGCCCGAUCGCCCGGUGGAUCGAGGCCCGGCGCGAGGAGAUCGUCCUCCAGAUGACGGUGGCGUGUCUGAACCAGAGCUGCGACGCGCUGCUGUCCCACACGCUACUGAUGCAGGAGGACUACGAGCUGGUCAUGACCCAGAGCACGCGCACCGCCAAGGUCCGCCAGCUGCUGGACGACUGCCGCCGGCAGGGGGAGGACUUCUGCCGCAUCGUGGUCCGAAAGCUGAGAGACAACAAGCAGAACGGCCUGCAGCCCUACCCCCCCGAGAUGGGCUCCCCCACCUUCGCCCCCUCUGCACCCCCCCUCUGCACCUCUUACAACAUCACCAGGAACAUGUAGCAGCCACACCAUGUGCAAACUUUACACUACACUCCCUGGUGUUGGCAAGAUGGCCGCUGCAGUUACUGUGCCCUCAAAGACGCUGUGGGUGAACACUGCUUAAAAGAAUAUUCCCUCACAUGAGACAAAAGGUUGUCUUCCAGAAGAAAAAAAAUGUUUGUCGGAAUCUGUCUUUUUAUUUAACAAUCUUAUGGAUUUAAUUUAUAGUUCCUUCAUUCUGAGUGGAUGUAUCGCAGGGUUUUUGUGUUAUGUUUUUGUCUCCAAAAAUAGCAUUAUGUGAAAGUGUGAUAAUAACACAAUAUAGCCCAGUAUUUUUGUUUGUGUGUGAGAGUGUGUGUACACUCAGUCGACUAGAGGACUGUUAACAUGCUGGAAGACCGACUGCAAAACUAAGGUAUUCCUAUAAAAAGCACUCUUAAAGUAUCAUGGGUGAACAAUAAUAGCCAAGUACGUGUUCUUGGACGUUAAUGGUAAUACAACACUCAGAAUGAGAGGGCUGCGUGUGUGUCUGCAUGUGUGUCUAGAUAAAAAGUGGACCAGA
Trematomus bernacchii (emerald rockcod) is the source of this 2663-nucleotide messenger RNA. It is a transcript of the gene ripk2, whose product is annotated as receptor-interacting serine-threonine kinase 2. The transcript has 11 exons. Gene Ontology annotation, molecular function: ATP binding; JUN kinase kinase kinase activity. Gene Ontology annotation, biological process: positive regulation of canonical NF-kappaB signal transduction; regulation of apoptotic process; innate immune response. Lineage: Eukaryota; Metazoa; Chordata; Actinopteri; Perciformes; Nototheniidae. The coding region runs from base 242 to 2122 and encodes 626 amino acids. The record is from RefSeq and is a predicted model, not a curated record.